Molecule: messenger RNA, 713 nt
Organism: Morus notabilis
Lineage: Eukaryota; Viridiplantae; Streptophyta; Magnoliopsida; Rosales; Moraceae
Product: S-norcoclaurine synthase
Exons: 2
Coding region: 24-497 (157 amino acids)
Biological process (GO): abscisic acid-activated signaling pathway; defense response
Cellular component (GO): nucleus; cytoplasm
Molecular function (GO): signaling receptor activity; abscisic acid binding; protein phosphatase inhibitor activity
Source: RefSeq, a predicted model, not a curated record
UAUUUCGCAGAACAUAAUCGAAAAUGGUGGUGGGAGACAAGCUUUGGCACAAGCUGGAACUGCCAGUGCCGGCGAGCGAAGCUUGGGAGCUUUACGGCGGGCUUCAGCUGGCGAAACUGGUGGAAGAACAAUUCUCCACUCUCAUCCAAAAGAUUGAGCUCGUCCAAGGUGAUGGUGGCCUUGGCACCAUUCUCCACCUCUCUUUUGUCCCAGGUACGGGGUUAAGUGAUUACAAAGAGAAGUUCACGAAGAUAGACAACGAGAAUCGCGUGAAAGAAACGGAGGUGGUUGAAGGCGGAUACUUAGACUUGGGAUUUACCCUUUACCGAGUUCGGUUUGAGAUCAUUGAGAAAGACGGCGAUUCCUCCAUCGUCAAGUCCACCAUCGAGUAUGAAGUCAAGGACGAAUUUGCCGUGAAUGCCUCAGUUGUCUCUAUUGACGCACUUGCCAACAUUGCACUUCUUGCCAAAAAUCAUCUCACUAAACCUAAACCCUGAAUAGGUUUGGUUCCAUGGACCACGAUUCAACAUAUAUACACAAAUUCUGCUUACACAUUAAAAAUGUGUACUUUAGCAGAGAACUUAAUUAUCUUUUAACUCUUAACCUUACUGUUUUCGGAAAUAAAACUCAUGGAGGAGGAGUUCUAGUAGUCGCAUGCCUUUUGCUUAUGCUGCAUUUGUAUGCUAAUUGAUUGCCUUUAUGCCAAAUUAAAU